AUGCUAUCCUAUAUCUCUGAUGCCUUCCGGUCCCUGUCGCCAGACGAAGGUGUACAGCAGCGACCACCACGGUAUGCCGGUGAAGAUACUACCCCAACGAGUCGCCGGGAGAUCUUAGGAUGGUACUCGUACGGAAUUGCGGCUGAAGUGUUCGCGGUCUGUGGCGUAGGAUCUUUCCUACCCCUCACCUUGGAACAAUUAGCUCGAGAGCGCGGUACCCUACAAACGAGUCGCCUUCCCUGCACCGGACCAUCGGCAGGGAACAGCACAAAUGCUGAAAAUGGCCAAUGUGUGGUCCCGGUCUUUGGUCUUGAGAUCAACACGGCCAGUUUUGCCAUGUACACCUUCUCGGUGGCAGUGCUUAUCCAGGCGCUAACACUAAUAUCGUUCAGCGCGCUGGCGGAUUACGAGAAUAACCGCAAAACAUUGCUUAUGGUAUUCGGAUUUGCCGGUGCGCUCGCCAGCAUGUUGUUCGUCUUCGUUGCACCACCAAUCUUCGUUCUCGGGUCGAUAUUGGUCGUCGUCGGGGUGACCUGUCUUGGCUCAUCCUUUGUUGUGCUGAAUUCAUACCUGCCCGUGCUUGUCGCCAACGACCCAUCUUUGCAAGCUGGGGACGCCAAUGACGGAGCGGAAAUGUCGAGCUUCGACCGAGAUGAGGGUAACUCGGAAUGGAAUGCUUGGGGUAACGAUGAUGCCGACGAUGAUAGUCUAGAUGGACUUCAGCCGCCAGGAGAGCCACAUAGUUCACUAGAAGGUGGUAUGGGAUUCAAAGCCUCGCCCUCAUCCUCCCCGGAGCUGCAGCUGUCCACCAAAAUCUCCUCCAGAGGCAUUGGUCUCGGAUAUUGCGCAGCGGUAUUUGUGCAAAUCAUUAGCAUUAUCAUGCUGAUCACAUUAUCCAAGACCUCGCUUGCAAAAGCAUCCCCCAGUCUUCCCAUGCGCUUCGUAUUGCUACUGGUCGGCAUCUGGUGGGGCGCCUUCACCCUGGUCACUCGUAAUUUGCUCAAGACACGGCCAGGGCCCCGGCUGGACUCGGUUUCCACCAAAGGCGCAGGCAGAUGGCGGGCCUGGUUGCGCCUGAUCGGGUUUGCCUGGAAAUCCCUAUGGAAGACCGUCAAAAUAGCGAUGAAACUGCGCGAAGUCAUCAUCUUCCUUGUAGCAUGGUUCCUACUCUCGGACGCGAUGGCCACCGUCUCUGGGACGGCAAUUCUCUUCGCACGCACAGAACUCAAACUAAGCACCCCCCCUGAUCGGACUCCUCUCAAUCACCGCCACGGUAUCCGGGAUGACAGGCGCAUUUUUGUGGCCACAUGUAUCACGCCUAAUCACACCAUCCUCCUGUGCAUUGGCCUGUUUGAGCUGAUCCCACUUUAUGGCUUGCUUGCUUACAUCCCGUUCAUCAAAAGCUGGGGUGUGUUCGGGUUACAACAGCCGUGGGAGAUCUUCCCACUAGCCAUUGUGCACGGGGUAGUUUCGGGCGGACUAGCGUCAUACUGCCGGUCGUUCUUCGGACUCUUAAUUCCCCCCGGGAGCGAGGCUGCGUUCUACGCUCUUUAUGCUGCCACAGACAAGGGGAGCUCGUUUAUUGGACCGGCCAUCGUGGGCGUACUUGUCGAUGCGACCGGGCAAGUCCGGAGUGGCUUUUUCUUCAUUGCGGUUCUCAUACUUCUACCGAUUCCCCUCGUGUGGAUGGUUAAUGCGGACAAGGGUCGGCGGGAAGGGUUGGCUAUGGCUGAAACCCUGGACAAGUCACAUGGUGGACCCGCCGAGUAUUCCCAGGAAGCCGAAGGACUUCUGGCUCGCCAGUAG
Penicillium coprophilum is the source of this 1806-nucleotide messenger RNA. RefSeq lists its product as uncharacterized. The record is from RefSeq and is a predicted model, not a curated record. Lineage: Eukaryota; Fungi; Ascomycota; Eurotiomycetes; Eurotiales; Aspergillaceae. Gene Ontology annotation, biological process: amino acid transmembrane export from vacuole. The transcript has 4 exons. Bases 1 to 1806 code for a protein of 601 amino acids.